UUGCCGUAAGCCGUCUGUCUGCUUUUGCUGCUGGUUGUUCGGAGGAGUCUUUCUGCCGAACAUGUGGUGUGGCGGUGGCGUCACUAUACUUGCAGCAGUCGGUGACAGAAUCAAAUGAGAGAGACAUAUCGCUUACAUCGAGCACAGAGUGAAAGUCAGAGACCACAGGAAGUGAAACACGUGCAAGAGUCGAGAGCUAUGAAAACCGAGGGGAUCGAGGGUACUGAACGGUUUAUGAGCCCUGGUAAAGGCCGGGGACUCAGAGCCAUAAAGCAUUUUAAAGUUGGUGAUCUCGUGUUCGCCUGUCCGGCGUAUGCGUACGUGCUGACAGUGAACGAGAGAGGCGGACACUGCGAAUUCUGCUUUACCAGGAGAGAAGCGCUUUCAAAAUGUGGAAAAUGUAAACAGGCCUACUACUGCAAUGUAGAAUGUCAGAAAGGAGACUGGUCCAUGCACAAGCUGGAGUGCUCGGCCAUGUGCGCUCACGGGGAGAACUGGUGUCCAUCAGAGACAGUGCGACUGGUUGCCAGAAUCAUUCAGAAACAGAAGUACCUGACAGAAAGCACUCCAUCAGAAAAAGUUUUGACUCUUACAGAAUUGGAAGCACAUCUGGACAAGCUGGAUAAUGAAAAGAAUGAGAUGAACGACACAGACAUUGCUGCGUUACACCACUUUUACAGCCGGCACCUUGAUUUUCCUGACAAUGCGGCACUUACCGAGCUCUUCUCCCAGGUGAACUGUAAUGGCUUCACUAUUGAAGAUGAGGAGCUGUCACAUCUGGGUUCUGCUGUAUUUCCAGACGUUGCUCUUAUGAACCACAGCUGUAGUCCCAAUGUGAUUGUGACAUAUAAAGGUACGGUGGCUGAGGUGAGGGCCGUGCAGGAGAUCAGCCCUGGAGAAGAGAUUUUCAACAGUUAUAUAGACCUCUUGUAUCCAACAGAGGAUAGAAUUGAAAGGUUGAGUGAUUCUUAUUUCUUUACCUGUGACUGCAAAGAAUGCACCUCGAAAUCAAAGGACAAGGCCAAAAUGGAGAUCCGUCAAAAGCUCAGCACACUUCCAGAAGCUGAUGAAAUCAGACAGAUGGUGGCAUACUCUAGAAAUGUCAUUGAGGAGUUCAGGAGAGCCAAGCACUACAAAACCCCCAGUGAACUGCUGGAAAUUUGUGAACUGAGUCUGGACAAAAUGGGUUCAAUCUUUGCAGACACCAAUGUCUAUAUGCUACACAUGAUGUACCAGGCAAUGGGCGUCUGUCUCUACAUGCAGGACUGGGAUGGAGCAAUGAAGUAUGGCGAGAAAAUUAUCCAGCCCUACAGUGUGCACUAUCCUCCUUACUCACUGAAUGUGGCCUCUAUGUACCUGAAACUUGGAAGAUUGUACCUAGGACUUGAAAAGAAGACACAAGGGGUUAAAGCUUUAAAGAAGGCUCUUGCGAUCAUGGAUAUUGCCCACGGUAAAGACCAUCCAUACAUCUUGGAGGUUAAGAAGGAAAUAGAAGAUCAGAAAUAAUGCGACGAGGAGGAGAAAUAUGCAUCAAUGCUGGCAUGUCUUAUACCUCUCCCUGGAAUAUUAAAACAAAAGUGAUGUCAAAAUUGUUUGUUGAUCUGAGAUGUCAUUUAAACAAAUUUUAGAUUUGUAAAUAGAUGGCCCAGAUAUUUUGUUGUUUGUUUCAUCCGCACUUUGGAAAAAAAUGUGCUGAUCUGUCUUUUUUGGAGAAAAAGGGCUAACAUUUAAGAAUCAUAUCAUAUAUGCCAGGUUUUCAAAUCUAUUUUGCCCUAUCAUGUAGCAACAAUAUUGCUGUUUUGAGUAACUAAUGAAUGUAAAUCAUUUAUAUAUUCUCAAAAAAAGGUGAAAGAUCCCUGACUCUAUUUUACUGGUCUGUUUAAUAGAUUGUUGCAUGGUUGUCAUUCUGCAUAGGUCAGAGUCAUUGAUGCUGUUAAAAUAUUGGACUUCCAAUCUUUCAUUACAUUUCGGUCAAAAUGUUAUGUUCAUAACUGUUUGUGUCUUUAAAUGCUUCUUGUUUGUUAUUGUGCAAUUUUGACUGGUAGCAUGGGCAAAAAAGAAAUGAAUGCAUAUCCUGCCACAUGCUUGAAAUUUAUUGUAAAAACGCUACAGUAAUAAAAUCCUGAA
Molecule: messenger RNA, 2127 nt
Organism: Triplophysa rosa
Lineage: Eukaryota; Metazoa; Chordata; Actinopteri; Cypriniformes; Nemacheilidae
Gene: smyd2a
Product: SET and MYND domain containing 2a
Exons: 12
Coding region: 115-1506 (463 amino acids)
Cellular component (GO): nucleus
Molecular function (GO): protein binding
Source: RefSeq, a predicted model, not a curated record